AUGGCGCCUAGGAAGAAGAAUGCGGCGAUCAAAUCGACCGGCUCAACGAGUAAUAAAGCGGAACCUUUGCCUGAUUGGGUAAAGAAUAAAUCACUCGCUAAGCCACCACCUAAAUUUCAGCAACAACAACAAAAAGGACAGCCUACAGCAUCUUCAUCAGCAGGUGAAAAGGGAAUAACAGCCGAUAAUGUGCCGCCAAGACCGCCACCACUCUUUCCUCCAGGAACCAAAACGCCUAUCAAUCUUCUCAAUGAACGUAUACAGAAACAUCAUGCACCAAAAGGAUGGCUAAGACCAUCAAUAGACGCACGAAGAGCUCCGAGAGGAUGGACAUUCGUAGUCACACUAACAAAGACGAACAAAUCCGAUCAAAGUAACCCAUUUAUCGUUCGAUUCGACGCUCGCGAUCCCAGCGGUCAUGAAGGAAGCACAAUCGUUUUGGACAGCAAAGAGAAAGCCAAACAUUGGGGUGCGACGUAUGCUCUGUUUCGAUUAUGUUCAAAUCUGUCUCUGGACUCCAUCUUGCCUACCGGGCCGCGAGAGUACUGGAGAACGCUUGCAGCACACAAAGCCAAAGCGCCUGAACAUCUUAAUUGGCUUUGGCAAGCUGAUCCAUUUGAAGCAUCACAAAAGAUGCAAAGCGAAAAAGAAGCAAAACGAGUAGCACGAGAAAAGAGAGAGCUGGAAGCAGAAAAUGGACCUCGAUUACCCAAGGCUUGGUUGGAAGCACGGGAGAUUCGAAUGGCAAAAGGUAUGCGUGAUAUGAUUGAAGAAACUGUACGACAGGCUUUGGAAGUCUUUCCAAUGCAAGACGAAGAUGCAACGAUUGAAGGAAUGGAUGAAAAUGAUGCACCUUCUUCAGGAGUUGCAACACCAACAAGAGGAGUUGCCGAUGCUGAAGAGCUAACCAAGAAAUUGCAAAAGCUGGGUUUCAGAAAGGGAUACGCACAUUCAGCUGUGCGAUGGCUUUCAGCAGCACGUCAAGGUCAAUCUUCUUCUGCCGCUGCAGCUUCUCUCAAGUCGAUUGGAAAAUUGUCGGAUGAAGACGCAUGUUUGGAAUAUUUGUCAAUCUUUUGUCCUGAAGAUGAUCUUCCAGCAGCAUUUGCUCCUUCUCGUAAAGCCGAUUCAUUCGUGACAAAUUCAUCAUCAACAGCUGUAAAAGGUGAUGGCCUUGCCCUUCGCUGGAUAGAGGAACGUAUAUUCAAGAAUGCAGGAUAUCCUAGAGACGCUGUUCGAUCUGCACUUUCUGCUUGUGACGCUCUCCCAGUGGAAGCAAGAGAAGCUGCUUGUCUCGAAGUGCUGUUGUUACAGCUUGUCCAUCUUUCUAUGCAAUCACACUUGGACGCAUUAAAGCAAAGUCAAACUCCAUCCGAGGACAUCACUCAAUACAGAGCAGACGAAAGGAUGGCUCUAGAAGCAGUUCUUGGCCCUGAGCGGGUGAUUGAAAUUCCUCCAUCAGAAAGACCAUUGACGAGUCAAAAGCGAGAUGCAAGUGAGAUGUUCGAUAUCGUCAUUGCAAAAAAGCCAGAUGACGAUAUCCGCCUUCGUAUAUGUCCGGGGGACAUUUCUCGCUAUCCGAUCGCAGACAAAACUGCUAUGCCAACCUUCUUUGUUGCUUCUACAACAUUACCAGCUUACCUGCGUUUAGCCAUGACGCAAAGGCUUGGGAGAUGCUUGACCGGACAAGAAAGUGGACGUGAAGAUUGGAUGGAAAUGCUUGAGUCAGGGCAAGGAGGAAUCAUCUUGGCCAUGGUAGAAGAAUUGGAGACAUGCUGGAGAAAGAUCACGGAAGAGCCACCAGAGCUAUCAGAAGUGAUGGCUGGUGUUGUAGUAACAAAGGCUAAGAAAGCUGAACCCAAGUCGAUAGCCAAGGAGAGUACAUCAACAGAAGCAUCAAAGGCGAAUAGACGCGGAAACAAGAUUGUUCCUGUUAAGCCACUUGUGAACAAUGCAGGCAAAAAUGAAGAACUAAAAGCUGCACAAACUCGAUUCCAUCAAUCCUCUGCAUAUGCACCUAUCAAAGAAGCUCGUAUACAGUUACCUGCCAUGGCGAGCAGUCAAGAGAUUGUAUCUUUGCUAGACAAACACCGAUUAUUAAUCAUUGCAGGAGAGACAGGAUGCGGUAAAACGACACAAUGUCCCCAAUUCAUUUUGGACAAUAUGAUUGAAAGUGGGAAAGGAAGUAUGUGUAAUAUUAUCGUCACACAACCUCGUCGAUUAAGUGCAAUGGGUGUCGCUUCAAGAGUUGCACAAGAAAGAUGUGAAGAAUUAAACGGUCAAGGUAUGGUUGGAUAUGCGAUCAGAGGAGAAUCAAAGAGCGGACGUAAUACGAAACUUUUAUUCACAACAACUGGUGUGCUCUUACGUCGUUUGAGCACAAAUGAUCCCGAUCUUCGUGGAAUCAGCCAUGUGUUUGUCGAUGAAGUACAUGAAAGAGGGGUUGAUUCUGAUUUGCUUUUGAUCGAGCUUCGGGAAGUGUUGAAGAGGAAUCCAACUUUGCGUGUUAUCUUGAUGAGCGCAACUAUUGAGAGGGAAACAUUUGUCUCUUACUUCAACAAUGUUCCCACAAUGGAUAUUCCUGGCAGAACAUUCCCCGUUCAAGACUUUUAUUUGGAGGACGUGAGAUCUAUGUUGGGUCAGAAUGACCAGAAUAACGAAGAAGAGGAAGAGGACAGCAAAUCGCGUAAGAAGAACCAAGGAAUAGAUUAUGAUCUUAUUGGACAAACUGUUGAUAUGAUUUGCAAAAGAGCAGAUCAGAAAAAGGAUACGGAUGGAGGUAUUCUUGUCUUUUUGCCCGGUGUUGGUGAAAUUCGUCAAGCAAUCGAAUCGAUUGAGAAAGCCACUUCUAGACCUGUAGACGUAUUCCCGUUGCAUGCCAAUCUCUCACCAGAAGAUCAACGGAAGGUUUUCAAAAAGCCACGAUCUGGUUCAAGAAAAGUUGUUGUGUCAACAAAUGUGGCAGAAACAUCGAUCACAAUUGAUGAUAUUGUCUAUGUCGUCGAUAUAGGCUUGGUGAAGGAGACAAGAUAUGAUGUUCAGAGCGGAUUAACAAAAUUGGUCGAAACACGUUGUUCCAAAGCAAACGCUCGUCAACGAAGAGGAAGAGCGGGUCGUGUUAGACCAGGAGAAUGUUUCAAAUUGUUCACCCGAGGAACUGAACAAUAUCGAAUGGAAGAUCAACAGAUACCCGAAAUGAGAAGGAUGUCAUUGGAAAAUCUAAUCUUGAGCGUCAAAGCGUUGAAAGGUGAUUCCGUACCCGUUCAGUCCUACCUGCUUUCUGCCAUCAGUCCCCCAAGUCUAGAUGCGAUCGAGCAAGCCGUUCAAUUGUUGAACGAUAUGAAUGUGUUGGUGACCGAUCAGCAACGUUUGACAGCAUUAGGAAGGCAUCUUUCUUUGUUGCCUUUGGAUGUGCGAUUGGGCAAAUUGUUGAUUUUGAGUUGCGUCUUCCGUUGUCUACGCCCAAUGUUGACAGCAGCCGCCAUUCUAUCCUGCAAACCUCUUUUCAACGCUCCGUUUGAAAAAAGACAAGAAGCAUCAAAAGCUCGUAAGCAGUUGAAUUUUGGCUCUUCGGAUAUUCUUACAGAUGUUAAUGCAUACCAUCAAUGGUUAUCGAUGCGCAAAGAUGGCUAUAGCAAUGCAGAAAUUCGCUCGUGGUGCGAUGAUCAUUUCAUUUCUCCUUCUGCCUUACGCGAUAUUUCAAGCACACGACAAGAUUUGUUGGCAAACCUGAUUGAAAUGGGUCUUGUUUCCGCACAAUACAGAUCAGAGCAGAACAGUACUGUUGCGUCAUCGUUGGACAAGAACAGUGAGCAGAUCAAUCUUCAACGUGCUCUUUUACUUGCGGCCUUGUAUCCAUCUGUUGUGCGAAUUGCACAUCCGCAAGCCAAAUACGACAAAGCAAUUGGUGGUGCAGUUGAACGAGAAGCAGAAGCCAGACAAGUUCGAUUCUUUGACGCACAGAAUCAACGAGUCUUUUUGCACCCAAGUAGUAUCUUGUUCGAUACCAACAAGUAUGCAAGUGAUUUCCUGGCCUCAUUCCGUAGAGGAGCUUCUCAAUCACAGAACAAAGGCGCAAAUGGUGACAAGAUCUAUUUACGGGACGCAACAGAAGUUCCAAUGUUUGCUUUAUUGUUAUUUGGUGGACAUUUACGUGUUCAUCGAAAAGAAGGUGGGAUCAGUAUUGGCAAUGGAAAGAGUGCAACGGCGGAUUCUGGUUGGAUCAAACUUCGUGCAGGUGGUAGAAUCGUUGCUUUGAUCAAUCAACUUCGAUUUUUAUUAGAUGCUGCACUUGCACAAAGUUUUGAGAAUCCUUUGGAAGAUGUUUUUGGGCAAGGAAAAGAAGAUGAUUCGAUCGAAUCCAAGGUUUUGAAUUGUUUGCAUCAAUUAUUGGAACGUGAUGGUCAAUAAUGUAUACGGUACGAUCCCUUUUCAUUCACUCUUUGCGCUCCGUGCAGACCAAGUACGAUCACGAUUGUAUGCUUUUAUUGACGUUUGGAACGGCGUCUUUCUCGGUGGUGUUGGACGUAAGAGUCGAUUCUUUGUCGCUUGUGUUUGUAAGCAUGUGUACAAUAUUAUGAGCAGAACUGCAAUGAAAUGAAACUUUCUCAUCUGGUCACGAUACGAACUGUCCUGUUGCAAUCAUUCAAGGUCAUGAUGGGAAAGGAAAUCAUAUUGUUUUGUGAAAAUCAAAAACGACUUUUCGAGAAGUUUUUGCGCCAUUUUAACCUCCGAAAUGAGUUGGUUCAUUUUAUGCAAAUUAUCCGAACAUCAACGGCAUUUAUAAUACGCCCACAGAAAUCAUGUGCUCGCCAUCUUCCGCUCAAUCACCA
Meira miltonrushii is the source of this 4829-nucleotide messenger RNA. RefSeq names its product P-loop containing nucleoside triphosphate hydrolase protein. The transcript has 2 exons. The record is from RefSeq and is a predicted model, not a curated record. The coding region runs from base 1 to 4407 and encodes 1468 amino acids. Gene Ontology annotation, cellular component: intracellular anatomical structure. Lineage: Eukaryota; Fungi; Basidiomycota; Exobasidiomycetes; Exobasidiales; Brachybasidiaceae. Gene Ontology annotation, molecular function: RNA binding; ATP binding.